This is a messenger RNA of Caenorhabditis briggsae, 342 nucleotides long. The record is from RefSeq and is a predicted model, not a curated record. Bases 1 to 342 code for a protein of 113 amino acids. Lineage: Eukaryota; Metazoa; Nematoda; Chromadorea; Rhabditida; Rhabditidae. The transcript is spliced from 2 exons.
AUGAAGAUUUUCUCGAUCCUUCUCAUUUCCUUCCUCGUCCUUGACGUUUUCUCCCAAGAAUUUUUUGGAAUGAUGCCUGACCGUAGCUGUGAAAGAGACUCGGAUUGUAUUGACUCCAACUUGUGCAGUGCCGGCGAAUGCCAUCCGAUUUCUUCAUUCCGUAAAUGUUCAAAGAUUGCUGGAAUUGACUACUGUGGAAGGGAGUACUUAUGUAGGAGCGGAGUUUGCCGGUACAUUCGAGAUAUCUUCCCACCACCAAAGCACUCGUUCGUUCCAAUGACAUGCACACAUCCACUCGAAUGUCCAGAUAACAGGAAAUGCGUCAACGGACAGUGUGUUUGA